Molecule: messenger RNA, 5908 nt
Organism: Drosophila virilis
Lineage: Eukaryota; Metazoa; Arthropoda; Insecta; Diptera; Drosophilidae
Product: cGMP-dependent protein kinase 1-like
Biological process (GO): protein phosphorylation
Molecular function (GO): ATP binding; cGMP-dependent protein kinase activity
Source: RefSeq, a predicted model, not a curated record
UGACUUUUUUAAGAAAUGAAGCGGAAAUUGUAACGUGCCCAAUUGAGCUAUUUCAAUAAUAUACCUAAAUUCUAAAAUCUUAACGGAAAUGUUUGCACCGGGGGCUGCGGCUUGUGGUUAGAGCAUGAGCGGCUGGCGUGUCCGUUUCGAGUGGUUUGUUGAAAAGUGAAUGAAACAAAUUCGACAAGAAACAAAUAAAAAAAACGAGUGUGAAUGUGAAUGUGAACAACGAGUACCCAAACGCACACUUAUCGGUGUCCAUGAAAUUAUAGAGCAAAUUCGAUAAGAAGUUGUUUCUUAUGCCCACGGCGCACACAGUCACUGCUAGAACUCUGAUCUGUGCUGUCAAAUGUUUUGUUUUAUUCCAUUUACCUAACAAAUAGAACAGCCUACGAAUCAAUCACAUUGUGCCUGAUAUGGAUAUCUAAUCAAAAGAAAUAAGUUUCAGUUGCUUCUAUUUUUUUUUUGUUUUUGCUUUCAUAAUUUCCUCACUUAAUCUGUUUAAAACAUCGAAAUAUUUCAAUUUAACUAAUAAGAGUCUUGUAUUAUGAGACAUUCGGAUGUUUUGUAAAAAAAGCGCUGUAAAACUUAAAGAAACCCGACAAUAGAGAGCAGCAGAAAAAAAAAUAAAUACAAAAAAAUAUUCCGCUGAUAACUGCAAAACGAAAUAUCAAUAAAACAAUAUAAAUGACGGACUCGUGACUCUUGUGAAUCGCUUGUCGAUGUUGUUAUUGGUGGCAAGAAAAGUGAAAUACAAAUGAUUGUUAAGAGACAACAAAAAAAAAAAAAAAAAAUUAUAAGUUAUGCUAUUCUUUUGCCGUUUUCGAUUUGCAAUAUACAAUUGUUGUGUUCUCCCGCUGUUAUCUAUACAGAUGUCGUGUAAUACCAAACUGAUAUCAUCUAUAAGUAGCAAGAUGUAUGCAGAACGGUAUUGUUGGUUAGAUAAUUGGAGCUGUCCGCGUCAGCAAUUUUGGUCAAGUCGGCCGCCAGUUUCGAUUGUGCCUUUGAUUUGAAACCUUUUGCUGUGCUGAUAAGAUACAAGGAAUAGCCCAGUUUAAUUCACGGCUAAAAACUAAAGGGCCAAGCGGCCUUUUCAUCUACCCCAAAGCUAUUGGCCAAACAAUGAAAUCCCCCGCAUAAAUAGAAAACAAUUAGCCGUUUCAAACGAUAAGAGAUGUACGAUGAAAAUAAAAAACAAAAAUCCAAUUCUUCAGUGACUCAUAACCGCCUGGAGCGGAAUUGGCGAGUCGAAACAUGGCAAAGCGUGGCAAUGGGCUCCGGGCUCUGACUAAUUAGCUCAUUCAUUUGGCGAUGCGUGAAAUUUAUGAACUUUACAACAUUUGCUAAAAGUGGAAAUAUAUCUGAUGUAAAGCGAAUUUUCGUUUUAGUUUUGUGCAAGCGCUCAAAAAACCUAAUCAGCUGCUUUGGCCGAUAUAUUGAAGGGUUUUUUUAGUAAACUAUUUGCUAUUUAAAUAUAUUUUUUGAUAAAACAGUUUAAUUACUUAUUGAAUUUGACAAUUAUAUUAAUAAUAAAUACAAAACGUUCGAUUUUUGAGUCUUUUUUAACUGAACUUACGUUCCAACAGCGGCAAGGCAUAAAAGCAAAGACUGUCAGUCAUGUUUCAAUAAUCAUCAGAUUCUAUAUUGUUGUUGUCUUGUCACUCGUUCAAAGAACUUAUGGAGAAACCAGGCAUAACCAAGCCUUUUCCACAAAUCCUUGAACAGGAAAACAAAGAACCCGUAACCAAUGGACUGGAUUGCAAUGCCAUAGAAGGAAUGUAUUUCUUAACUUAAAUCAGCCUUUCCACGCCUUCAGAAUGAAAUUAAAACCUUGAAAAUAAGCACAUAAAUACAAAAAAUUGAAAGUUAUUUAAUGAAUAGAAAAAAAAACAACAUAAAAUUUUAUAGCGAUUGCAGUUCGCACAGCCAAGAGUUGAAUUUAAUUAAUAUGUGCCACAAAAAGUAAUACGAUUAAAGAAAAUAUAAUAAAAAAAAAAAAAAAAACAAAUCAAAGCGCAGAAAGAGAAACAAUAUUUAUUUACAUGUUUCAGCCGUAAAAGCGCAACAAAUCAAAUAGACCGCCAUAAAUCUAAUCAAUUUAAAAAGAAAUAUAUCUCUUUUUGGGGCUGGCGCUGCUGUUGAUAACGCGUCAAGUGCUCGACGGCAGUGCAGUGCGCGAAAAUCCGAGUACAUAUUCAAAUCGAGUCACUGAUUCGAAUUGAGGUCUAAAAAAUAAUCGAAAUAUCGCGAAUUACAACAAUUGCAGCCGAGCGCAACAAAUUUACAGCGGCAAUUAAGUGCGCGGCCAUAAAUCAAAAAUCCGGCAACAGUUAUCAAAAGAGGGUUAAAGCACCGUUAACCACUCGGCUCAGUUUUAUUUGCAGGCACCAAUCACAAUAACAAUAAAUACAAAAAUACCAAUAAUAACAAUAGCAAUAGCAACAAAAGAUGUUCGAUAAAUAUGCUAAAAUAGUAGCUGACAACUAACCAACCACAGCAAGCGGCAAACGGUAAACGGCAAACGGCAAACAGCAGCAGGCAGCAGGCAGCAAAUAAACAAUAACAAUCCCCUUUACCCCCACCAUUCACUAUUUAACAACCCGGCGUGUGAGGCUCCCCACCCAGGUGACCCCUGCCAUACAAGAGCAGCAGCAGCACCCGCUCUCCCCCGCAAACAUGGCCUGCUUUCCGCGUCUCUUCCAUCAUCGCAGUAAAAACAAAUUUACGCCCGCUCAAGAUGAGAACACCGACACGAUACUCAACACACAAGAUAGCCCCGUGCAAAUUGGUCUCUACAUACGACGCGAGGAGAAACCACUUUACUCGCCCAUAAUUACGCCUAGUGCCAGUGAGGCGCAACUGCAGCGCCUAAAACAACAGCCCUCCAGUUCCUCCGUCCAGCCGCUCCAGGCUGUAGCCGAAAAUGUGGUCAGCCCUAGCAUUACUGGCAACACUGCUGACAACAAUGCCGACGACAGCAUAGGAAGCCAGCACCAGGAGCAGCAGCAACAGCAGCAUCCAAAGAAGUUUCGCUCGCACAAAAGCAGGCUUCAGGCAGAGGAUAGAGAAAAGGAGAAGGAGAAGUUCUCGACAGUCAAUGGAAGUGCAAUUAAUGUCACACGUACCAAUUCAAAAUUAAAACCCGUCAAAGAACGACGCCCCACCGCACUGCCUACCGAGGCGCCCAACGUGAAUGGCGCCCAACGUGUGGCUGAUGUGGAUGCCGAUAAGGAACUGGCAACGGGGGAGCUGGAGCAGGUUGCUGAUGUUGUGGACGGAGAGUCAAAGCUCAAAGGGAAUGCGAAUGGCAUAAUUGAUGAGAAUGGUGACAAUGAGGCUGUCAAAACUCCAUCGACAGGAACGCCCUCGAUAUUCACACCAAUACCAACACCGCCAGCAAAGGCAAAUGUUAAAUUUUUCAUUGGUCAUACACAGGAACUAAAUGCCGAGCAGCCCUCAGAUGACAUUUUGUCCUGGCAUAGUAAUGAUGCUAACAACAACAACAACAGCAACAGCAACAAGCUGACAAAUGGAACAUUACCAGGACAUGCACAUGGACAGCGGCUGGCCGAGUCAAUGACGACGACAACGGCGACGUCGCCAAAGGUGCCCGCAAAGAGCUGCAGCAAUGUGUCACUCAAUUAUCUUAGAAGGUCCAAAAGCACGAUAGCCAGCACUGAGCCAGUGACCACCAGCCAGCGGAGGCGUGUGUCGACCAUGCCCGACAUUAACAUACCAACACCACCACCCAUGCCUCUAGAGCUCCUAAAGCCGGUAACACCGCUGCAUUUGCGCAAGAAGCGAAGUGCAGAGCGUCAAGCUUCUCAGGACUCACUUCCAGUAGCCGCCCCCGAUGCUUCAGCCAGCCAAGAUGAAACGUCCAAGCUAGAGGACAGCGAGAGAGCCAGCAGAAGCAGCAAUGGGUCUGCAACGAAAAUACAUCGCGUGGAGGGAGGUCUCAUCUAUGUGCGACCGAAUUUGCCCGUGCAGCAGAAUAUUGAAAUCGAAUUUAAUGCAAAGGACGAAGCUACACGCAAUCUCAUACUCAAUGCCAUCGAACGAAACGAUUUCCUCAAUAAUCUAAUGGACAAGGAGCGCAAGGACAUGGUCAUCAAUGCAAUGGCACCGGCCAGCUACAAGAAGAACAGUUACAUCAUCAAUGAGCACGACGAGGGCUCCGAGAUCUUUGUCUCCGCCGAAGGUUACUACGAUGUCAUACAAGCGGGUCAGAAUGUGGGCAACUUCGGGCCAGCCACCGUCUUUGGUGAACUAGCAAUACUCUACAAUGCGCCACGCAAAGCCACUAUAAAGGCUGCCACCGAUGCGCGAGUUUGGAAGAUUACGCGUGAAACGUUUCGUGCCAUUAUGCAAAUCUCGGGCUCUAGGGAGCGCGAGGAGAACUUGCAGUUCCUACGCUCGGCUCCAUUUCUGCAGGAGCUGGAGAAGAGUCUACUCACCAAAGUUGUCGAUCUGUUACAGCGGAAAUUUUACGAGACAGGCAGCUGCAUUGUACGCGAGGGCGAGGUGGGCAACGAGUUCUUCAUCAUACGCGGCGGCACGGUGACCAUCAAGAAGAAGAACCAAGCUGGGCAGGAACAAAUUGUGGCCAAGCGUAAGCGUGGCGACUACUUUGGGGAGCAGGCACUCAUGAAUGCGGACGUCCGGCAGGCGAGCGUCUAUGCGGAUGCGCCAGGCACUGAGGUGCUCAAACUGGAGCGAGAGGCCUUCAUCAGCUACCUGGGCACCAUAAGGCAGCUGAGCGAGAAGCCGCAAGCGCAGACCAACAACGAGAAUGGGCGUUCAAAUAGCAAAGGCGCCGAAUUCGAUAAUGAGCAUGCACACAUCGCAAUCUCGGAUCUGAAGAAAGUAGCUACUCUGGGUGCUGGCGCUUUUGGUCGUGUGGAUCUGGUCACGCACAACAGUAAGGCAUUUGCGCUGAAGAUCAUUAAGAAGAUCGAGGUGAUUAAGCAGGAUCAAAUCGAGCACGUCUACAAUGAGAAGAAUGUGAUGAUCAAGUGCCGCGAUUCACCCUUUAUAGUGCAACUCUAUCGCACCUAUCGUAAUGAGAAGUAUGUGUACUUUCUGAUGGAGGCCUGCAUGGGCGGCGAUGUCUGGACGGUCAUGUCAAAGCGUCAGUAUUUCGAUGAUAAGACUGCCAAGUUUAUAGCGGGCUGCGUCGUAGAAGCCUUUGACUUUCUGCACGCGCAUAACUUUAUCUACAGGGACCUCAAGCCGGAGAACCUGAUGCUCAGCAGCGAUGGCUACUGCAAGCUGGUCGACUUUGGCUUCGCCAAGUACGUGCGUCCCAACGAGAAGACCAACACGUUUGCCGGCACGCCUGAGUAUGUGGCGCCCGAGAUUAUUUUGGAUCGCGGUCAUGAUCGCGCCGUGGACUACUGGGCACUGGGCAUACUUGUGUAUGAGCUGCUGGUUGGCAAAACGCCCUUUCGCGGGGUCAAUCAAAUCAAGAUCUAUCAAAACAUCCUGAGUGGCAUCGAUGUCAUACACAUGCCCUCCCGCAUACCCAAGUCUGCGCAGCAUCUAAUACGGCAUCUGUGCAAGCAGCUGCCCGCCGAGCGGCUGGGCUAUCAGCGCAAGGGCAUUGCGGACAUUAAGCGGCAUAGCUGGUUCGAGAGCCUGGACUGGACGCGACUUAGACAAAAACAGCUUCCCUCGCCCAUUAAGCGCAACCUGAGGAGUUUGACAGACCUGCAAUACUUUAUUCACGCUCAGGAGCCAGACUACGAGCCGCCCGAAGAGCUAAGUGGCUGGGAUAAGGACUUCUAAAAAAGUAUAUAUAACCAAAGACAUUGUUCAUAAGUAAAUAGAUUUUAAUCGGUUAGACCGUAGAUACGAGGCGAAUACGUGUCAUAAGCUGUAAAUAAAUUUGAUAUUAUGAUUGUUUAAA